Messenger RNA from Rhopalosiphum padi (bird cherry-oat aphid), 462 nucleotides. Its product is annotated as phosducin-like protein. The record is from RefSeq and is a predicted model, not a curated record. Gene Ontology annotation, biological process: regulation of G protein-coupled receptor signaling pathway. NCBI's taxonomy places the organism in Eukaryota, Metazoa, Arthropoda, Insecta, Hemiptera, Aphididae.
AUGGAAAAACUUAUUAGUGAUAGCACAAUUCUUCAAUGGCGUAAAAAAUGCAUGAAGGAAAUGAUGGCUAAGACUCAAGAAGCACCAGAAUUUGGUAAAGUCUUGGAUUUAUUAACAGGGGAUGACUUUUUAGUUGCCGUUGAGAAUGAAAAUCCCAAUGUAACUGUGAUUGUGCAUGCUUAUGAACACAAUGUGCCAACAUGUUCAAUAAUGAACUCAUACUUGAAAGUUCUUUGUCAUGAAUUUCAAAAAACAAAAGUUUGUAAACUAAUUGGUUCAAGUGCUGGUAUGAGUUUAAACUUCAAAAUGUGUGGUGUUCCAGCUUAUUCAUAUAGAGCAGGACAACUUGUUGGAAACUUUGUGCGGAUUACAGAUGAACUUGGUGAUGACUUUAACCUGUGCCUGACUUCCAGACACCAUGAAGUGGGAAUUUAUCAGUCUGUUUCGACAUAUUGUUUUUAA